This is a messenger RNA of Anopheles coustani, 3894 nucleotides long. RefSeq lists its product as uncharacterized. The transcript has 8 exons. NCBI's taxonomy places the organism in Eukaryota, Metazoa, Arthropoda, Insecta, Diptera, Culicidae. The record is from RefSeq and is a predicted model, not a curated record. Bases 1 to 2892 code for a protein of 963 amino acids.
AUGAGUUCCACGCGAACGUUGAUAUUAUUUGCCUGCGCCGUGGUGGUAGUGUGGCCGGCUCGCUUCACCCAAGCUCAAUCGAACUAUGCCUCGCACGCGAACAGCAUCGAGUACCAGGGCGAAGGUCUUCCGGAGGAAGCCACCCUAGAUGGGAAGGUUACGAAGCUGGACGACCUGAGCAACAUUAUCUUCCUCAAUCGAACGAGAGCCUCCCUGAACUGCGCCGCCGGCUACAUGCAGGUGGAGAUGAAGUUCAACGAGCCGUUCUUCGGCAAGGCGUACGCCGACUACGACCGCAACAGUGCGUGCCAGACGAGCGGCAAGGGUGACCUGAGCUACCGGAUCGAUCUGCCGCUGAAAGGAUGCGGCACGAAGCAGGGACCCCAGCGUGUCUUUACCAACAACAUUGUAGUCCGGUUUCAUCCGGGCCUGGAGAUGGACGGCGAUGAGAUCAUCACGAUCGUGUGCCGCUAUCCGCCCCCGGUAGCCCCGAUCCCUGCCGGUCUUCCUGCGCCAAUUAUUAACGGACCAGCGGUGAUCGAACCUCCGCUCAAGGGCAUCCAGAUCCUGUUCAUCAUCUGCGCCAUCAUGUUCCUGACGUUGCUGCUGCUUGGUCUCGGCGUGUCCUACUACUGCCUGCGCCGCCGACCGAUUCCGAUUGUCCGGCGUGUCGUCCACGUUGGAAGCGGUUCCGAGAUUACGGCCCUGGAGAGUGGCAGCAUAGGAAGCGUGUCGGGCUUCAAGGUGGCCCGGCCGGUCGUCGCGAUGCCACCGAUCCAGAGUUCGUCCGGCAGCGAGGGCGCCCUCAUACCGUCCGACUACCCGAGCGAGUCGCAGUCGGAGAACGAGGAGGUGGAGACGGGCUCGCUUCCGGUGAGCUCGCGGGGCAGCAGCGCCAGCGCCUACGAGAACGGCGCCUACGUGCACGACGGGCUCAGCCUGGCCUCGGCCGAGCACAUGCAGGCGUACGGGCAGACGCACGAGCUGCACCUGGCCGGCGCCGGGCUGGCCCUCGCGCCCCCCUCGCCCAAGUUCGACAUCCAGGUGCGCGUGAAGCGCUCCCCGCCGCCCCCCUCGAUCCACUCCGGCGGCCUCUCGACGGGCGGCUCGUCCGCGUCCGACACCGAGAGCAACAGCAGCACGCUCGUCAGCCACACCGGCAUCGACCGGAACAACCUGUCGACGAUCCUGGAGACGCAGGAGGACCGGGACAGCGUGAUGACCACCGAGUCGUACCCGGCGUCCGCCGCCGACGGUGGCCACUCCCAGUUUACUUACAUUCCCGAACUGCACACGGCACCCGCGCAUCACCACGACUACCCACCGAGCCCACCGCCGAUGCCACCGGCGGAGCCGGCCUAUAACAUGACGGUGACGACCAUGAGCAACCGACGCUGGUCGGAGGCCCCGGACGGGCCGGCACGCCACGACACGCACUCGCUGACCGAGCUCGUCGACGCGUCGCACCUGUACCAACUGACCGGCACCAACGUCACUAGCCUCACCACCACUAACCGCGCCGAGGACGCGGUGCAGCAGCUGCCCGAGCCGCCGAUCGUGAGCGCCUACAAAAAGCCUGAACUCGUGUCUCACGUUGUAGAUGACCUGUUCCUCACGACCGUGACCGAGCGCACCACGAUCGAGGACGUCGAGCGCCACAAGCGCCUGGUGACGGAGUACAAGGCCCGCCCGGUGCCGCCGCCGCCCGCCGACCCCACCUGGGACGUCACCAUCCGGAACUACGCGACCGAAGCGCAGCGGCAGCGCCAGUGGGAGGACUUCUCCGACGUGUCCAGCGCGUCCGGGGCGCCCUCGGUGCGCAGCGUCGAGCAGCCGCUGGCCGCCAGCAUGCCCGUGCCGUCCUCCACCUACCUGCCGAGCGCGUACGCCGCCGACGAGCUGCGCAGCCCCGAGCUGGUGGGCAACAUGAAGCCGGUCGAGCUGCCGCCCGAGGACCGCUCCGUGUCGAACUGGGACGUGCUGAUCCGGGUGCUGCACGACGUCGAGAUGCCCGACACCUCGAUCUCGACCGCCGCCCUGCACACCGACCUGCACCGCUACCCGCUCCAGCGCCAGCUCAGCUACGACGACAAGAUCAAGUGGAAGGAGAUCAUCACGACCGAGUCGACGUUACGUACGAUGCUCUCGGAGGCAACGGUCCGCGAGGACUUCGAGCGCAUCCGUUCGGACGCACGGUACGAGAACCUGUUCGAGCCACGCUCGUGGGACGUCAUCAUCCGCAUCCUGGCGCCGCCACUGGAGGACGUGGAGCUGCGCCAGUCGAAGCGUAGCAAGAAGCGAGAGACCUGGGACACGCGCUCCCGCCGCAGCUCCCUUCCGACGCUCUACGAGUACGACAGCGACGGCGAUUCGUCGGUGCGCACGAUCACGCAGGAACCGCAGCUGGUGGCCGCCACGUCGCAGGGCGGAUACGGUCCGGCCGGUUCGCUGGCCAGCGGUUCCCGGUCGCGCCGGACCUCCCGCUCGUCCUACAACUCGAACAACAUCGACAUGCGCUCCAUGUCGGAGGUGAUCGUCGACUUUGGGCGGAUGAGCGGAGGCCCCGGCGGUAGCGGUGGCCCAUCGGAAGGUGGCAGCUCCUACAUUGUGGCGCACAACAAGGCCUACUUCGACGAUGACAAUGACGACGAGGAGGAACGCUACGACCAGCGCUCGCUGCAGCGUUCGCUCAGCCAUCCGAGCUUGGCACGUUCGGCCAGCGAGUUCACCGAGCGGUGGAUCAUCCCGGAGGAUAUGGAUCUGCGGAACCAGGACCCGGAUGCCAACAACGGAUCGAUGUACGGAUCCGGGGGCACGCUGGAGGACACCAGAACGACCUACAUCAAGCAGAGCCGCACGACGGUUAGCCGCGAACGGCGCGACAACUGGUAGGCGCCGAGGUGUAGGCCGCCACCGGCAAAAAAAAACAAACGUUGAAUAUCUCAUGUGCCAAGCCGCCGUCCAAUGCUCUUCGAGUAACAGAAACCUUCACUAAACGCUAACACUGCUGCCGGCACUACCACUAUCGAUAAUGUAACACCGUGUAUUGACGGACGAUGGACGCGAGAAACUACUCCUAGCGACACUGCCGUGUGAUGGGAGACGCUUCACUUUCGAAUACGAUAUCCUUUACCCGAAGAUAAGUCAGACUAAAACUGUAUCAUUAACCCAGCCAGAGUGUGCUUCCGAGAGCUUGCGAUGCGUACGGAUAGGAGUAGUGUAGGGGAAUUUUAUUAUUAAGGCUUUUAUACCGUCGGCGGUCCAAGGUGUGCACGGAGAUUGGGCUUUCCGGCGCAAUCGCUACAUGCCUCAGUUUCAUGCCAGAGUACGAGUUGUUCUUUCUGCGCGAAAGUGAUGGCAUUUCGAUGCGAUUGGUUAGGCGAUACAUAAACAAACGAACGAAGCGUUACGAUUGUCAGUGGGCGUAGAAACUAAUAUUUUAAUUUUAACCAAUCAUGGGAUCGAAUCGAGCAAACACAGGAUGCAAUAAACGGAAGAAGAAAAUCGAAAACAAAAAUCACAACUGGUCUAGAUAAGGGCGAGCGCACGCGAGUGUUGCUCAGCUGACUAGAUGCAAUACCUGUGAUAAUCGAAUGAAAUUCUCAAAGUUAAGCUUAAACAAAAAUAUAACCACGCAAGAAACACGUGAAAGGACAUUGCGAAUCACUCAACGCUUGAGAAUUAGCAGUGUGUUUUAUUUCUUUUAUUCGUCAUUUAGCUGCGCAAGCAACCCUUUCCGGUAGUGUUUCUGCCAACGUAGAAUUGCAACUCCUCUCCAUUAUGCUUCUCAAGCGUAGAUCAGGCAAACCCGACAAAAAUGGUACAACAUAGUGGUGGCGGUUCAAUGGGAUAUGAUUUUAUGCUUUCAAACGAAUUACCGCAUUAGAUAUUGAA